Molecule: messenger RNA, 1768 nt
Organism: Alosa sapidissima (American shad)
Lineage: Eukaryota; Metazoa; Chordata; Actinopteri; Clupeiformes; Clupeidae
Product: sulfide:quinone oxidoreductase, mitochondrial-like
Exons: 10
Coding region: 243-1571 (442 amino acids)
Cellular component (GO): mitochondrion
Molecular function (GO): sulfide:quinone oxidoreductase activity; FAD binding
Source: RefSeq, a predicted model, not a curated record
CUACCUGCUCGUGAUGACGUGCUAAUUGUUUAUCCCCAGUUAACAUUUACUGUCUAUAAUGGUAUGCAUCCCAUCGAGAUCCGUAACACGUGGCUAAGUCUCUGCUACAGUAUGUGGGAGUGAAAUGUUGACAUUGAACUUGUUCACCUCAUCUGCACUGUUGCUCAACCUGCAUAUUACAAGUGAACAAGAGUCGGAAAACCAAGCCUACGCUGAAUGAACUAGACAAACGACAAGCAGUCAUGACAGCGUCUGCUCUGCGCGCACAAAUGUCCUGGAGGCGGACUUGCCAGAGGACGAGCUACCAGUGCUUCCACACCACCCACCGAACAGAGUCCAAGGAGCAUGUGAAGGUUCUGGUGCUGGGGGGAGGGAGUGGAGGCAUCACAAUGGGCGCACGCAUGAAGCGGAAAGUUGGAGCCGAGAAUGUUGCCAUAGUGGAGCCAAGUGAGAUACAUUACUACCAGCCCAUAUGGACACUGGUGGGUGCUGGAGCUAAGAGCGUGGAGUCGUCUGGUCGGCCAACGUCUAGCGUCAUCCCCUCUGGGGUGAAGUGGGUCAAAUCCAGAGUGAUGGAGGUUAACCCAGACAACAACUCUGUUCGCACAGACUGCGGGAAAGAGAUUUCCUAUGAGUAUCUCAUUGUGGCCCUCGGCCUCCAGCUCCACUAUGAGAAGAUUAAAGGUCUUCCAGAGGGGUUUGAACACCCCAAGAUUGGCUCCAACUACUCAGUGAAGACCGUGCAGAAGACCUGGAAAGCCCUGCAAGACUUCAAGGAGGGAAACGCUAUCUUCACCUUCCCCAACACACCGAUAAAGUGUCCUGGAGCUCCGCAGAAAAUCAUGUACCUGUCUGAUGCAUUCUUGAGAAAGACUGGCAAGAGGUCAAAUGCAAACAUCAUAUACAACACGUCUCUACCCGUUUUGUUUGUGGUCAAGAAAUACGCAGACUCUCUGUGGGAGGUUGUCAAGUCUCGAGACCUGAAUGUAAAUCUCCGACAGAACCUCAUCGAAGUCAGGGCAGACAAGCGGGAAGCUGUGUUUGAGAACCUGGACAAACCUGGAGAGACUAAAGUGUUUGAGUAUGAGAUGCUGCAUGUGACCCCCCCAAUGGGCCCCCCUAAUGUCUUGAAGGGAUCUCCACUGGCUGACGAGGCCGGCUGGCUCAACCUCAACAAGGAGACGCUUCAGCACAAUGUCUACCCCAACGUGUUUGGCAUCGGAGACUGCACCAACCUGCCCACCGCCAGGACGGCUGCUGCUGUGGCUGCACAGUCGGGUGUGCUUGACCGGACAAUCAACAAAAUAAUGAAGAAAAACAAGCCUGAUAAGAAGUACAAUGGCUACACCUCCUGUCCUCUGGUGACCAGCUAUAACACGGUCAUCCUGGCUGAGUUUGACUACUCCUUCCAACCUCUGGAGACGUUCCCUCUGGACCAGAGCAAGGAGAGGAGGACCAUGUACUACAUGAAGGCUGACCUCAUGCCCCACCUCUACUGGCACGGCCUGCUCAAGGGUCUGUGGGGAGGACCGGGUCCAUAUCGCACCAUCAUGCACUUGGGGAUGAAAUAGAGUCCAGAGACCACGAGGAUGUCUUCACCCUCUGGAUGUCUUCACCCCCUGGAAGUGGUCAUCCUCUGCCCCCGGAAGCUAAGGGCUCCAUAUCUAAAGUAAAGUGACUGGUAUCGAUGAUCUAAAAGUAAUCCAGAUACAUUCACUUUAGCCAUUGAAGACAUUGCUGGAUAUUUAGUGCAUAUUUUGGGCAACAA